Messenger RNA from Sinocyclocheilus anshuiensis, 2542 nucleotides. RefSeq names its product protein TMED8-like. NCBI's taxonomy places the organism in Eukaryota, Metazoa, Chordata, Actinopteri, Cypriniformes, Cyprinidae. Bases 155 to 949 code for a protein of 264 amino acids. The record is from RefSeq and is a predicted model, not a curated record. The transcript has 7 exons. Gene Ontology annotation, cellular component: Golgi membrane.
CUCUUCAGAAGCACGUAUUUACAAAUUAGCGGACUUCCUGGGCGUCAAACGUUAUUUGUCAGGCAACACUGUUGCAUCUACAGCAUCACACGCUCGCCGCAGAUUUUGUUUCAGUUUUUAAUGAGGUUCAUUGAAAGCCACCUCUGAGUCAGAGAUGGAGAAACUAGAGACAUCAGAGCUUCAAUCUAGACUGUCAUCCCUGUCUGUUUCAUCUUUCCCUGGGAUAACGUCAAAAAACUGUGAAGCAAACCCUUUAAACAGAAUUCAAAGCACAGACCUUUCCCGGACAGUAAAACAACCGGACAACCAAACUAAAAUGGAUGAUAACAGCAAUAACAGAGAAUCCGUGAAAUCCACCGAGGAGCCCAGUGCAUCUCUGGGGAAGGCAGAGGCGGGUGACUCACAGGAGAGCAGUACUUCACACCCUGGGGAGAAAAAAGCUCUUCCUCCGAUGAAACCAGCAUCCACAUGGACCUCCGCGGCUCUGAAGGAGCUGAAGACGAAGCUGCGUCAGGAGAAGGACAGCGUGGUGACAGUAUAUCGUGGAGACAUAAUGACCGUCCACGUGCCCACUGUCCCCGAGGCCAAGCGCGUGUGCUGGGAGUUUGCCACAGAUGGCUAUGACAUUGGUUUUGGGGUUUACUUCGACUGGUCACCAGUCACUAGCCGAGCCAUUACUGUCCACAUUAGCGAAUCCAGUGACGAUGAGGAUGAAGAUGAUGACCUGGAAGGCCCUGUGGUUCCUGGAGAUGUUGAGAAGGGCUCUAAAUCAGUUGCCAACUCGAACUUGGGAGAAAUCCUGCCUGUGUACCGUCAGGACAGUCAUCUGGCGGUUCAGAGCGGGAGCCACGAGUUUCCAGGAGAAGGUACAUACCAGCUGAAGUUCGACAACUCAUACUCGCUGUGGAGGAAUAAGACUCUGUACUACAGAGUGUACUACAGUGCCUGAGGAAUCAAGUGCAUAUUUAAAACGAAGCUUUCAGUGAUACUACUUUUGAUCGUAUGUAUUAAAUUACUGUAUAAUUCUUGCUGUUGUUGAUUUGUGCUUUUCGUUUUAUCCAAGCCUAGAUCAUAGAUCAAAAAAUGACUUCUAUAUAUAUAUAUAUACAAAAUGCUUUUUUAAGUGAAUGGAAUCAUGAGGAUCAUGAUGCGUGCAAUGUGUUUUAUGUGGCUUAAGAUGUUAUGUCCAAGAUGAUAUAUUUCAUAUAAAAGGUCCAUAUAUGUUUUAUAAGUGUAUUGUCUGACACCACAACAGAACUGUGGCAUCGUAUAUCAGGGACUACAGAGUAAUCAGGGAAAGUAUAUGGGUGGUGAACCGGGUCAAAUGCUUUUCAAACAGUUCUAAACAAUUCAAAAGCAAACAAGGAAGGCGAGGAAGUGGAUGUUGGUGACGUGGCAGAGGUCACUGUUGAUUCAGGGAAUGACACAUGAGUGUUUUCUGUUUGUUUGGUUGUUUUUUUGUUGUUUUAUGUCAUAUAAUACUGCAUUGAGCAGCGCAUUGGAACGGCCUCGGAGGUCAGAUGCACUAUUUCUUACACUCUGCUAAUACUGGGUUUGUUUUCUCAGCCACAAAGACACUGGAAGCCACAGCUAGUUAGGAUGCGUUUUAAAUAUGUUUUUAUGGCAGUUGUAUACUGUACCAAGAUGGCUAUCACUGCAGUCACCAGGGUUACUACUCAUGGAAAUGGUCAAAGCCAGCUUCUUUACAACUUGAAACCAUUUCCUGCCACAAAAGCUAAUUUGUUGCAUAACUGAUCCAAUAUUUGCAUGUCCCAGGCAUGAUUUAGGGUUGUUUGGCAUCAGUUCGGUCUGUAUAGAUGUAAUGCAGAUGGCCCGUUGAAGAUGUUUUAUUUACGUUUAUGUUCUUAGCUGAUGCCUCUUUACCAAGGUAACUUACAAAACUACCUAUAGCAUAGGUUUUACGAUUUUUUUGUUGUUGCUUCAAUCACGUGCAAUAUGCCACACUAAGUGCUGCCAGCAGGGGUUGUAGUAUAGUAUUGUUUCAUUUAAAUACUCUGUUCUUGAUUAUAUGAAUACCAAAUCACACUGCAAAUGUGCAUCAUGUGAGUUUCUCUUCGUACCUUAAUUAUUUGCAUGUCUUGAGAGACUGUUGCAUUGUGCUGCUGAGGUGCUCGAUUCUGCCAUUGUGUUUUUCUGCUCGUCCUUCUAUGUAUCUUUUUUUUUUGUAUGAUAUGCAUUUGAUAUAUGUUUGUCAUCCUUUUCUUGUUUUUUGUUUGUUGUUUCUUUUGCUGUUUGUUGUUCACAAUAAACGUUGACAAUGAGUCGAGUGUGCAGUUGCUGCCUGUUGCAUAUCCAGCUUUAUGGUUCCUUCCUUUCAAUACACGGAACUUCCUUCUCAGAAUAACCAUAAAAAGUGCUUUCUCAGCCUUAAAAAUAAAUUUAUUGGAUGAGCACAAGCAUCAUUUCCCUUUAAAUUGAGGUCAAUGUAUUGAGUAACAGCAGAAUUAAAAGUGCAAUUGUUUCUUGUUUUAGAUAGAGGGCGCUGUUAAACUGAAAAAAAUAUAUUAGGGCUGUCAAACGA